Molecule: messenger RNA, 495 nt
Organism: Penicillium malachiteum
Lineage: Eukaryota; Fungi; Ascomycota; Eurotiomycetes; Eurotiales; Aspergillaceae
Product: nucleotide triphosphate diphosphatase NUDT15
Exons: 3
Coding region: 1-495 (164 amino acids)
Biological process (GO): dGTP catabolic process
Cellular component (GO): cytosol
Molecular function (GO): 8-oxo-7,8-dihydrodeoxyguanosine triphosphate pyrophosphatase activity
Source: RefSeq, a predicted model, not a curated record
AUGUCUCCCACUCCUAAUUCCCCCGAUGAUCCCACUCUUCCCAAUCCAAGAGUCGGUGUAGCCCUCUUCAUUGUGAGGCCCGAUGGCAAAUUUGUCCUCGGGCAGAGGAUGGGAAGUCAUGGAGCAGGCACAUGGGCCCUCCCGGGAGGACAUAUUGAGCAUGGCGAGUCGUUCGAAACAUGCGCCGUACGAGAAGCUAAGGAAGAAACCGGACUGGAUGUUCUGAACGUGGAGUAUAUUACUGCUACGAACAAUGUCAUGGCAGCAGAAAAGAAACACUACAUUACCAUCUUCCUGAGGGGUAUUGUCUCUGACUCAGCCGCUGAGCCGGAGAUCCUUGAGCCGAACAAGUGUGCAGAGUGGAAGUGGAUAUCCUGGGAUGAACUGCGUGCGAUGAAAGAUGCCGAGGUAGAAGGAGGCCCAGAAUUCAAGGGGCAGCUGCUAUUUUCUCCGAUGCACUCGCUUUUCGAGCAGCGACCUGAUGUCUCUGUGUGA